Molecule: messenger RNA, 11136 nt
Organism: Sarcophilus harrisii (Tasmanian devil)
Lineage: Eukaryota; Metazoa; Chordata; Mammalia; Dasyuromorphia; Dasyuridae
Gene: NHSL2
Product: NHS like 2
Exons: 8
Coding region: 316-3966 (1216 amino acids)
Biological process (GO): cell differentiation
Source: RefSeq, a predicted model, not a curated record
AGCAGUAAUAGGAGCAGCAGCUGGUAGGACGGCAGCGGCAGCGGCAGCGCCAGAGCUAGUCCGGGACCGGGAGCUACAGCUUCGAGACCCCCGCUGCCGUCCAGCGCAACCGGCGAGGCGUGCGUGCGGGAUGCUGCGGCUGCGGCCAGCCCGCAGCUAGCCCAGAGCCGCGCCUCGGGCCGCUAGGGGGCGGAGGCCGGCGCCACCAGGUCCGGCUGCCCGUCGGCGCUGCCCGCCGGUCCGGCACCCGGCGCUCCGUCCGCGCAUCCGCCUGCCUUAACUCCCGGAGCGCGGCGCGACCGUCGGCGGCCAGCCAUGCCCUUCUACAAGCGGCGCGUGGUGCCGACGCGCCUGUGGCCGGCCCGGGCCGCGCUGCCCCUGCCGCUGAGCGAGCUGCGGGACGUGAGCGGCGUGGCGACCCUCAGCUUGCUCCGGCAGCUCGCCGACCUGUGCGGCCAUUCCCUGGCCCUGCUCGAGGAGCUCGAGGGCCACCUGCUGGCCUUGAGCCGCCGGACGAGCCGCCUGCAAGAGCGCACCGGCCGCCUGCACCGCCGUCUGCAGCGCUCCGCCGCCCAGGCCACCGGCCCCGAGCCAGCUGCCUCCAACUUGGGUCUGGAGAAUAAGAAAUCUGCUACCCACCCCAAGUCGCCAUGGCAACAGCCAGUGAAUGUGUUCCUCUCCUCCAGCCGGCCCCCAGGUGUGGAGGAGCUGCAUCAGGAAGCUCAGCUUAAUCUCCAGAGCUUGCUGCAAGAAGAAUAUGAGGAACAAUACUCAGAAGCCAAGAUUUCUGGGCAGACCUUCCGCACUGCGGCCCCCGGAGACCCCCCGGAGCCCCCGAACAGCUCAAGGCCACAGGCUGCCAGGCGGCUGGAGUUUGUGUUGAUGCCCACGAGCCGACGAGGGAACGGAGACAAGACCACCACCCAGGGGGUGCGGCCCCCCGAGUCCUCCCUGAGCCUGCCCUCCUCUCCAGACAAGCCAAACACCUGGAGCAGACCCUUCCCUCUGCCCAUCCUGGAGGAGAAGAGGUGGCACCCGGCGUGUUCCACCCAAGGCAGCAUCGUGCCCAUCAAUGUCUCCGGACAACAGUUUGAUAAACACGCCAGUUUGCGACACUCCUUGUUUAACACGGAGACCGCAGUGAACCCCAAGUCGACCCUGAGGCGGCGACGCACCAUUAUUGGCUUUCCUCAUCUUUCCUUGCGAGACCAAGGUCGGAGCAACGGGCAAGUGUACUCUGCCCCUAAAGAGUCUGCCUCCUGGAGCACGGCUCCCGAAGUGGCCAACGGAAGGGGGCCGGCCGGCCACGAAAUAUGUUCCCCGAAGGUGAUUUCUCCAGUGCCGAGAAAGGCGCCCAGUGACCUAGGAGAGUCUCGCCCGGCACAGGGUGGCCCGCUUUCACCCAGCAUGGAGGGCAUGGGGAUGGUGUACAGCGUCCCCUCUUCCUGCAAUGGACCAAAGGAUUCGACCUUCUCUCCUCCGUGGAAAGGAAGCUGCUUUGAUUACACGAGCCCGUCCAGCCCUGCCCCUGGAGAGUGCGGUCAGGUCAAAGAAAAUGGGAAAUAUCCUUCAGCCUGCGUUCCCAAGGGCUCUCGCAACGCCCUCAGCCCCGAGAACUUGGGGGACAGCGGCUCCGUCCCGCUCGCUCAGGACGACCAGGCGGGGAUCGGCGGAGCGGCCUGCUGCCCCAGGUUCCCCGCUCCAAGAAGCCGAGAGCCAGAGAAGGACUACAAAGGGGGGGCCCUUGCUGGUGGUAAGCUGGGGGAAGGGGGGCCCUCGAGGAUAGAGUCAGACCCAAGUGCCUGUAGAUUCCGAGAGAGGUCACUGUCCGUGCCCACGGACUCAGGCUCCGUGUGCUCAGUGGACGGUGGCUGUGCGGAGGACCAGCAGGGCAGCGAAGCCAGCACCCUGGCCUACCCCAGCGCCAGCUCAGAAGGCAGCGCCAGUACGGACAACGUCUCCUCCAUCGGAGCCGAGCCCAGACCGAGAAGGUCCAAGAGCAUCUCCCUGAAAAAGGCCAAAAAGAAGCCUUUGCCCCCGAUGCGCAGCGUCUCCCUGGUCAAAGACGAGGCCGUCCUCCAGAAGGAAGCCGGGCCGGCCUUGGCCAAGGACCAGAGGCCCAGGAGCCUCUGCCUCCCCCUUGAACACCAGGGGCGUCAUUUUUCCUCCGCAGACGCUCAGGGCCACCCAGCUGUGCCUCUUCUACGGGAGACAGAAGGCCCCCACUUCUCCCAUCACUGGUAUCUCCCCGACUGGAAGUCCAGCGACCCCUACCGCUCCCUGUCCAGCUCCAGCACCGCCACCGGGACCACAGUGAUUGAGUGCGUGCAAGUGAGGGGCAGCUCCGAGUCUCUGACUUCCCCUUCCACCUCCAGGGCCACCACGCCCUCCCAGCUCUCCACCGAGACCGAAGCCCGGGAAGUGUCGUCCCCCGGGCGGCCCACGGGGCUGAUGUCGCCUUCCAGCGGCUACUCCAGUCAGUCUGAGACCCCCACCCCCACGGUUCCCGGCACGUCCACGACGCUGGGUCAUUUACCUCACACGGGCGGCGGCGGCCGGGUCCGACCGGUGGUCCCGGAGAGGAAGUCGUCCUUGCCUCCGACGUCACCGAUGGAGAAGAGUCCCAAGUCGCAGCUGUCGUUUGACCUCCCGCUGACCCCUCCGGCCCUCCUGGAUGCGUCAGGGAUGAAGAUUUCCCUGCGGGGCAAAGCCAAGGUGAGCCGCCAUCAUUCAGACUCCACCUUUGGAGCAAAGCUGGCCCAGAAGAGCGGCCCCAACCAGCCCAUAAUGCCCGUGGUCACCCAGUCUGACCUGCGCUCCAUCCGCCUGAGGUCAAUCAGCAAGUCGGAGCCAGAAGAUGACGUGGAGAGCCCGGAUCCGGCGGAGGAGCCCAGCCUGGAAGUCUUCACUCCGCCGGAGCGAAAGGUAAAGCCCCCGCUGGCCGAGAAGCCCCCGCUGGCCGAGAAGCCCCCCGUGGCCGAGAAGCCCCCGGUGGCUGAGAAACCCCCGGUGGCCGAGAAGCCCCCGGUGGCCAAAAGGCCCCAGAGCCUCGUUCCCAAGGAGCCUCUCCCAACUUCCCCCACCUUGCUCCUGACUACUGAGAACACAAGCGGCCAGACCAGGCCCUCCCCUCAGGAUAUCUACAUGGUUGUACGGAAACCAAAGGCUCUCAGAAGCCCGAACAGCCAGAGCCCAGUGGCGGGGACCCUGGACGAGGAGCGCCCCAAGAUGAGGUCCCUGCCAGAGAGGGUUGGCGUCCAGAGCGCGAGCGAGGCGGAGAGAAGGAGAAGCAAGAUCCCCCCUCCGGUGCCGAAGAAGCCUAGCGUGCUGCACCUGCCCGCAGCCUUGCCCCUGCCUCAGCUGGGGGCCAACGCGGGUGAGCCAAAGCUGGCUCCCAGUCCCAUCAUCACCCUGGAUGAAGACGUCAACUCGCAGCCGGGCCCCAACGGCUUACGGGCUGCCGAUACCAAGGAGGAGCCCUCUAAGCCGCCAUCCGACGGUGGGAUCGAGACAAGCCUGCCAGGAAGUGGCCCGGAACAGAGCACUGAAGAAAAAGGUUUUGCGAGCGACAAGACGGCGGAAUCCAUCGCGGAAGACGAUGAUGACGUGUUUGUGGCAUCUCGCACAACUGAGGACUUAUUCACAGUCAUUCACAGAUCUAAGAGGAAGCUGCUUGGCUGGAAGGAGCCCGGCGAGGCCUUCGCCAGCGGCAGACUGAGUUCCCAUCCGAUGGCCAAGAACCCGGCUGCUCCGGCAGCCAGCGAGGCUGCCGCCACAGGCGGCGGCAGUCGAACCACCAGCAGAAAUGAAGAUUUUAAGGCUCUACUCCAAAAGAAGGGGAGCAAGAGUAGCGUGGGCUCCCGGCCGUCAGCGGCGGAGCUGCUCAAGACCACCAAUCCCCUGGCGCGCCGAGUCGUCACGGAGUUUGCCGAGGACCAAGACAGCAGCAACGUGCCCGGUACCUAAGCAGCUCUGAGGUGGCUGUGGGGAUGGGAAGCCGGGAAAGACUUCUGAAAGGCAACCGUGAAAAAGAUGAAAAUGACCGACGGAACAUUGACAACGACCUGACAUUAACUUAGAACCUGGACGAUCUGGACUUUGGGGGAACGUCUCCAGCCUUCCUCAUCUUGAGCUCAGACUAGCAAAAUUGUGAUGAACUCCCGACAUCUGAGGUCUGAUUCUUACAGUUCUGUCAUUAUUGACCACUGAUGAUCCCCUAGUGUUUCUGUCUUUUGAGCAAGGGCACAGGCCCCGUGUGGGAGACUCACGGACGACCUCUUCUCCCACAAGGCUCGUUUCUUGACGUGGAGCCGAUUCGGCGGAAGGCUCCACAGAAGAGGCUGUCCAGUCUGGCCACGAGCGGUGGGCGGCAGGGUCCCUUCCAUUCCCCCGUCCUGCUCUAACGCUCUCCUCUCCAGCGUGGAGAUGCCAGAAGGACUGACUUCUUUGGGGCCUCCCUACGAAUCCUCCCCGAUGGAGUCGUCGGGUUCAAUGACGCAAAUCGUGGAUGUCGUUCCUCUCUCCUUCGAUGUCCUAUCUUUUUCGGUUUGCUUUUCUAUACGGAGAUCAGGGUGACGAGACCAAACAAAUCUCUAUAUUUUGGUUUGGGCCCAGACGGCCAACUAGGGUCGCUUCCGUUUGGAUUGCUUUGGAGGAACCAAGCUUGUCCGAAGUGGCAACCGCUGGUUCCUUCAAAGCGCCUCUCUGGGACGGCCCGAUGCCAUUUCAGACGUUGGUCCCCAGUGACAGCAAGGGACAGCUAGGAUCUGUGCCGAAAUCCAGUGAGCGCACUGGAAGUCCCUGCUAAUGCUGCAUCCGCUUUCAUUUACGGAAAAUUCAAAGGGUAGAGGUGGAAGGAAGGAAGUGAAAGGACGCCAACAUAAAUGAAGAUAAGAGAUAUAGUCAACUUGGCCAAGACCAUUCAGUUUCUAUUGUGAUAUUUAAAAAAAAAAAAAAGAUAAAGAAGAUGCUGCUCAGAAAACAAAUUUUAGAGAGAGGGAAUAUUCAAGCAACAUGAUGCCGAUCUAAAGGGAGCGUUCCUAUUUUAGUCAAGUAUUUUUACUAAUUCGGUGUUAUGUGUCCUUGUUUCCAAGGGAGGUCAGCACCCUUGAGGUUCUGGUAUCCUGGCCCAAAGCCCCAGUUGCCUUGCCCUAGUUCUGAACAAAUAACAUUUCUGGCUGGUGACGACCAAAUGGGGAAAGGCAGCUGGGGCCCGUGGCUAGGGAAGAAACAAGAAGAAGACCAGGGGGAGAAGCAGCAGCUGGAGAAUGUUUUAGAGUGAGGCGGGUAUCGCCUUCCCCACGGACAAGUGUUCAGCAGAAGUACUGCAAACCCUAAAUGGCCUCCCAGCAGUCAUAACCUUCUUCCUGCUCCGUGGCAGAUGAACAGGCCACGCUACUUGUCUGAUGGGAUCCCCCGUGGUCGCAGAACAGCUCACCCUGGAUCCCCCCAUCUAUGGGGCCUCUCCUGCCACUGAGAGCACCGCGCUAUCGCCGGCUGAAGGGAAACUCCUCCAUGGGGGAGAGAGAAGCCCACUCCCCCGUGACGGCCCAAAGGCCUCAGCUACACAACCCGAUUGAACCCUCGCUGCCCCUUGUCCUAGGGAGGUGCCGAGCCCACCUCUCUCGUCCCCAGACGAGGGACGGAGAGCAGAACCGAUUCCGGCAGACGGAGGGCCGACUCGGCAGGCCAGGGUGCCCACCAUAUAGUAGGCACACCCCCAAGUUGUGCGGGGCUUGAUGAGGGUGGGCCCUGUGAUUUCCAACCCAAUAUGAAGCACCCCUAGGACACUUUGGCCAUCUGAGUGGCUCUGGGUGGCCUCCAGCCUGGCAGACUUGACUCCCGCUCUCCCAGUCUCUCUCUAGUGGGGCUCUUUGGCCUUUAGUAACUGGAGAAAAGUGGCUGUGGGUGGUGCAGAUUUGCAACGGCUUCCCUCUCUGCAGCCCCAAGCUCAAACCGGGGCACUGCCUCUGGCGCCAACUUGUGGGCACUAGAGGAACACAGAUAUCCUGGUGUGGUUGUGGCCCUUCUGUAUCUUUGGCUCCCACCUCCUGGGCUCAGAGUCGGGGGCCCUGGCUUAGAAUGCUGGUUCUGCUGCCUCCUGCUUGUGCAAAGCCUUCCCCUCCUCUGCAGAAGGCAGGGCGCCAGCUAGCUCGAAGCCCACGCUUUCUUGACUUAGCGGGACCGGUUGUUGCAACAACUCCCGUUUCUUUGGGGUAGCACCACUGGGAAGAAGGUUGUUAGUGCAAACAGACUCACACACACACACACACACACACACACACACACACACACACUUGCGCACACACACACUUGCACACAUUUUAGGGAGGAGGAAAUCAAGGGGGAUCAAACAAAUGCAGCAACUAAUUAACGGUAGAGCUAGGGCCCAAGCCAAGGUCUUCUGCCUCAGGCAAAGAACCAGAACUAAUACGGGGUGACCUGACGUGCCCACAUCGAGGGGAGGGGGAAGCCAUGCUUCCUCUCCUUAGUGAACGCUCUUCCCGAACCUUGGAUAGUGGACCUCUCCAGCCUCCACUGCCAUCUGCUGGGGUCACCGUCCCCAGGGGACCGCCACCGUGUCACCCUUCUCUCGGGGCCUGCCUUCCCUCAGCUUGAGGCCCCUGAGCCCUCUGCCGGAGGGACUCUCCCCAUGGAUGGACUGUACACUGUAUUGACCACCGUGCUCAACUGACUUUUGUCUUCAUUACCGCUCUGCUCAUGUACCAUAUUUCUCCUGCUCCAAAGGCCUUCUUUCCUGCGGUCCGGACACAAGUUGGGAGCGUCGACAUGUUCAGGGAAGCACUCGUGCGUACCCGACUCCUUAUGGCCUUGUACUACAUUGUGAACAUACGUGUAUGAGCUUAUACGCUAAAACAGUGUUGAUAUGAUUGUACCCAUCGUUCUAAGCCCAUCUGUUUGUACCUCCCCACCUUAGAGAUUAACUAGUCAACGGAAAGACUCGCCAUCAGCAGGCAGGGCGCUCGCCCUCCGAUUUCCUCCCGCUGCCAUCCAUGCUCCAGUUUUUACGGCUAGGUAUGAUCCAUCCCCCCAUCAGUGGCAGCGAGACGCGGGCAGGACGGUGCGAAGAAGCCCGGGUUGGACACGUGGACGUCGAGCUGCGGUCCCUGCAGCUCUCGGACCACCCGUGUGACCUCGGACCAGCCUUUUCCUUUCUCUGGACCCGUAUGCUCCUCCGGAAAAUGAAAGGGUCGGUUCUGAUGAUCUCCAAGGUUUCUUCCAGCUCCGACCAUUCUAGGAGCCAGUCGUGGCUUCUCCUCUGUUUAGCAUUCAGUGAUGGAUCAAACAUCAUCUGGGAAGCAAAGGCUUCUGGUCCUGGUUCCCAGUUCGAUGCCUGUGUUUGUGUGUUAGUGAACCCUUAAUUUUAUCAGGAAACGGUGUCCUUAAGAGUAAUGGUCCAGGCAGUCCGCUGUCUCGACAGGUAAGACCAAGACAAACCAAUCUGCUAAACAUUUGUUCGGUGCCUCCUACGGGCAACGCACUGGGCUAAGGUACUAGAGAGAGAAAGACAAAAGGAAAAAUAAAGAGAGGUCCCGACCUCACAGAGUUUCCAUUCUAUUGACCAGGGCCCACCAGUAUGGCAUAGGGAAGAGAGGCCUGGCUUGGCAGUCAAAAAGGCCAGGGUUCAAAUCCUCUCCCAGCUGCUCAACUCCUUAUCUAGCUAAUCAGGGGAUCGGACUACACGGUCUCUCUGGUCCUGGUCACCAGGAUUCUGGGAGUUAUAGAAAGUCCGGUUUGAUUGCAUAUUUCAUGAACCCUCUCCUUUCCAGGCUGGGCUAAGCCAAAGUGGCUGGAGUCUUCUGUUUGCCUGGUUUUUCCCUCAGCCACCUUCCCUUUCCCCAGAUGGUCAGCGCCCUCAGAGGCUCUCCCUUCCUCUUUAGCAAAACCUGCUCUGGAGGAAGGAGCGCUAAGGUGACGCCCUCUACUAGCUCAUCUCAUGUCUAUCGGGGACUUUUCAGCAGGGGGCCCAGAAGCCGGGGAGCACCUGUCGUUAAUUGUGUCGUGAAUCUGGAAGGAAGAUCAUUCUCCAUUCCAUUCAGACAACAGGAGGGUUUCAAAAGUUGUCAAGUGUCCCUGGUGGGAAGGGUAGAAUCGCCCCAUCACCGUCCAGGCCCCUUGGGGGCAGCCAUCCGAUUUAGCCAGAGCUUCCCCAGUCCCGCAGAAACGCCCGACUCUUCUUUCUCCAUAUCCUUCAGAGUGGCCAUUGGCGGUCCUUGCAUUUCUAUCUUCCUGUCAAAUUGAUGGGGAAAGGUGCCCAGCCCCGAACCCCAGCCCCCUCCCUUACCUUUGCCCGCAUGUGGCGAGACGCUGCCAGGAAAGAUAGUUUUUCACAGAGAUAAGAACGGUUUGGGCCAAAGUUUGGCAAGAUUGGUUAUUUAAACACCAAAAUCAGCAAAUCAUAGAUAGGUUUGCCAGAGAAAGAGAGGGAAGCAGGGAGAGAGAGAGAGAGAGAGAGAGAGAGAGAGAAAGAGAGAGAGAGAGAGAGAGAGAGAGAGAGAGAGAGAGAGAGAAAGGGAGAUUUAUUUUUUUUUAUUUUUGAGGAACAAAGUAAAUGGCGCCAGCAGUGAUCAGGGAGCUUGGGACAACUUCCAAGCAGACAGAAGCUUCCUGGGACCAACAGAACCAAAGUGACCACGAGGUCAUCAGUGUAUGUACAGUGCAGAUGGCAACCUCUCGGUGCCCCAUUAGACCCAGGGGGUCUUUUAUGAGUUGCCGAGACCAAAAACCUCCAUUUCCCUCCCCCACCUCUUACCAGUUUUUUGCCGCUGAAUCUCCCCAUGCUUAGCAACGCCGGCCAUUUAUAAUGGCCACGUGGACACGCUUUUUCCAGCUUGUUUGGCCCUCCCAGAGUCCGGGCCCCGCUAGCACUGCCUUCAAGAGCCCAGGGGCAGCUCCAAACUGCCACAAGGCUUCAGCAGAGGGCUCUAGCAUAUCCAGAACAUCCUCUGAUGUUUCAAUGGCCUCACAUAUGUGGGACGCUGUCGAUCACAACCCUUCCCAACCUGCCCCUCCCGUGCAACUUGAUCCCUGUCUUCCCGUUAAGUUCACUUACAAGAGGGCUGCUCGGUGUGCUGGGGGCCUUCUUCGGGUUCCCUGGCCGUCGGGAGCAUUCUAACGGAGCCCUCCCUGCCCCCCUCCCCCAAUACAGGAGACCCGAAAAGCCGAGGUGAAAAGAUAGGAGCUCCCGGUGAGUCUUGUAAACGCCAUUUCCCAGAUCUGAGCGCUCUGCUGCUGAAUGACUUGCCAGAGUGAGGCGAUCCUUUGUUCAUUAGGCUACUGGGCUUCUAGCUGACUCACUACAUGAAGUGGGUGCCCCAGGGUGAACAUAAGGGAAUCCUGUAGUGAAUCAGCUUUUCUGGGCAGGAGCCCAUUUCUCUGCCUGAAGGAGGUGUGGAGAAGGGGGAGGAUGGAAAUGCCGAGAACAGAAAAGGGGGAAUUCAAACGGCUCCCGGUGUCCCUUCUUCAGGAUCUGAGUCUCGAGGCGUUCGCAGCCUACAGACUCGACGCUUCGUGGUGUCGCUAUUGGGUUGAGAGGGUUUGCGGCCACCAGUUCAGGGAGGCCCUUUGAGCUCAGUUUUUCUGUGUGUGCAUAAGGGAGAGCAAUUCUUGACAGGCAGUAAAAGCUUUCUUGACCCAAGGCAAACGAUGGCUCCCUCAGACCUUUGCACUCCCCUCUCCUGACUCUGGGAUCGGAUAACUAGAAAGCUCUAAAUCCUGCAGAACCAGGACUAGGGCAGGGCAACGUGGUCCUUGCCCCAGGGAAUGGAAAUUUAGAGACUGUUGAUCUGAAGUGUAGAAAAAAAUGAGCUUGGCAUCUCUUGGUCAGAAUAUCUGAUGCAUCCUUCCUCCCCACAACUCUAUUCCCAGUGAGUCUGCUCCUCCCUGGCCCCAUCCAACCCCAUGCCGGAGUUUCCUCCUCCCCUUCCAUGAAUGGUUCCAGGUGUCAAGAUCGCUAGUUACGGUGGCUGGAAGCGGCUUGUGAGAAGCGGUUAAGGCGAGUGGGCGCCCGAGUCCAGAGGAAGAGUCACUGCCAGCACAUUGGCCAGGGGCUGUCCUGUAGACGCGGGAGGAGAUGUGUUUAGUUUAGUCCCACAAGACAGAAGGAAGAGGAGUGAGUAAAGGGUACUGGGAAAAAUAAGAUAAAGAAGGACUUCCGGGGAUAGAGAGCUCCUAGUUUGGGGACAGGUUCAAACAGAGGCUCCGGGAUAUCUGUGGGAAAUGUUAGCUAGGGAAUUCCGGAACAGGGUGAAUGAUCAGACUAGACAAACUUUAGGGUUCUAUGUCCAGGCUACUGCACCUUUGCCCGUUACUUUGGGCUAAGUCUGAAACCAUCUAUCACUCGCCCCAAAGCCCAGAUAGUCCCUGGUGUAAAUUCAAGCAGAGUGGAGCACGUAGAUAUAUGUCACGUGACGGACUGCCCUGUGAUCAGCCAGCAAAUCAUCAGUUCCAUUGUAGGCCGCAUCCAUUUCAAAAAAUCACGGGGCUGGAUGGGACCUCCUUGUCUCACAGAUAAGGAAACCGAGGUAAAACGACUUGCAAAGCUCCUGGGGUAACUCCUUUUAGUGGUGUCGGCUCAUUUGGCAGGGAAAUUUUUUUCAUUCUUCUUUUCAUGUGGAUGGCCAGUCCCCGGGAGGAAGAGGCAAAAGCGUAUUCGAUUGCAACUUCUGCCUUAGUUAAAACAAUAGAAAUUGGUCAAAUUCAAUAACAACCCUUGCUUUCAGCUCAACGAUUCAGCAACCGUGUAAGUCCUUGCUGUGGGUCGGGCGACAUGCUAGGCCUGGAGCCACGAGGAUCCUGCCCUCGAGGGUCUCGUGCACUCUUUGGCUGAGCUGCUCCGGUUGCCACCUCAAAGUACUCCAUGAUCCCCACCUUUACCGGCUGGGACUUGGCCACACUCUGGAGAUGGGACUUCAUUUUGCUCCCUUUGCUUUUUGGUCUCUGAGUCCAUCGAUUAUUAGGCAUGCAUCGUGCUCACUGUACUCAUCAGCCCAAACUUAUAGCGACCAUGUGGUAGUGAAUGUAAACCAUCUGUGUUUCUUGAUCAAUUUUACAUUAUAAAUUGUCUAAUCCUGUUUCCUCUGGCUGAUAAUAAAAGUGAUAUUCUCUUUUUCUACG